UUUGAAAUUUCAUCUUUUAAUCGGGAAUUUCUGUAAAUUUAAAAUUUCAAAACCCUAUCUAGCUCCCUCGUUUUCCCUUAUAUUCUUUCGUAACUCGGAUCUCUACUUUCUUUAUUUCUUUCUGUGCCUUUUCCUUUUCCCUGGAGUUGAAAGGGAGCGCGCCAAUACGGCGUUGAAUUUCGCGUAAUUCGUUUUUUUCUGUUUGAAAACUGCUGAUAUAUUACUGUUUUCUUUCUAUAUUUGUAGAUCUGCACCUGUAAUUUAAACAUAUUUGGAGGUAGUUUUUAGAUAGAAGAAGGAAAAUAAAGUGUUUUUUUAAUAGAGGGAAAAGAGGGGAAUAAAAAAAGAGAUGCGUUCAAAGAAGAUGGAAGGGCCUUCGGCCCCGACUAUACGUCGAGACCCUUAUGAAGUUUUGUCCGUUUCAAGGGAUUCUUCCGAUCAGGAGAUCAAAACUGCUUAUCGAAAGCUCGCUCUCAAGUAUCAUCCUGACAAGAAUGCCAACAAUCCUGAGGCUUCAGAGCUUUUUAAGGAAGUUGCAUAUUCUUAUAGCAUUUUAUCUGACCCAGAGAAGAGAAGACAAUAUGACACUGCAGGGUUUGAGGUGCUUUCAUUUCCUUUCUUUCUUUUCACUGAUUUAAAUCCACUGGGAACUGUUAAUACAAUGUUUGCAGCGUUAUUCAGCAAGCUUGGUGUCCCUAUCAAGACUACUAUCUCAGCUAAUGUUCUAGAGGAAGCUCUAAAUGGAACUGUUACUGUUAGACCCCUUCCUAUUGGAACAUCAGUUAGUGGAAAGGUAGAAAAGCAGUGUGCCCACUUCUUUGGUGUAACGAUAACCGAUGAGCAAGCUGAGUCUGGGAUUGUUGUUAGGGUAACUUCAACAGCACAAAGCAAAUUCAAGUUACUUUACUUUGAACAGGACGUCAAUAGUGGCUAUGGUUUGGCCUUACAGGAAGACAGUGAGAAGACGGGCAAGGUGACAUCUGCUGGCAUGUAUUUCUUACAUUUUCAAGUAUACCGAAUGGAUUCCACUGUAAACGCUUUAGCAAUAGCUAAAGACCCUGAAUCCGCUUUCUUUAAAAGGUUGGAAGGUCUUCAACCUUGUGAAGUUUCAGAACUAAAAGCUGGCACGCAUAUAUUCGCCGUUUAUGGAGAUAAUUUUUUCAAGACUGCAACUUACACAAUCGAGGCGCUUUGUGCAAAGACAUACGAGGAUACCACUCAGAAGCUCAAGGACAUUGAAGCUCAGAUUCUAAGAAAGAGAAAUGAGUUGCGCCAAUUUGAAACGGAAUACGGAAAAGCAUUGGCACGCUUUCAAGAAGUGACCAAUCGGUACACCCAAGAAAAGCAGACCGUAGACGACCUGAUGAAACAGCGCGAUGGCAUCCAUGCUACAUUCACUGUAACAAAACCACAGAGCAGUGCCAGCAAUUUAAGCAACGGAAGUAGCAGCAAAGGUCCUGGUGAGACGGAGAGUCCUACUGCAGAAGACGGAAACUCAGAGGGGAAGGAUAAAUCAGGUAAAAAGAAAUGGUUCAAUUUGAAUCUAAUGGGAUCUGAUAAAAAGCUUGGUUGAAAUGGGUAUUUUAGAUAGGUUCUUGUGUUCUUUACAUGAAAUAUUUGUCAAUACUCUGCUGCCUGCUAUAUAAGCUUUGGCUUGUAUUUAUUUAUUCAUUCAUUUUUUUUCUUCAUGUU
This is a messenger RNA of Hibiscus syriacus, 1692 nucleotides long. RefSeq names its product chaperone protein dnaJ 15-like. The record is from RefSeq and is a predicted model, not a curated record. Lineage: Eukaryota; Viridiplantae; Streptophyta; Magnoliopsida; Malvales; Malvaceae. The coding region runs from base 350 to 1573 and encodes 407 amino acids. The transcript is spliced from 12 exons.